AUGCGUCUUUCUAGCUCUCGUGCAAUCAUCCUCCACCCACUAGUAGCACCUGUGGGUGGUGCUCUUUCUCCCGAAGCGCGUAUUGUUGCCGAGUGGCUACGCUCGUUAAGCCCUUGUAACGUUAUUGCAGCGGAACCGCUAAGCCUUUUGGACUUCACGUGCGACGAGAAUGUUCAUGUGGUGCUUAGCUUCUUAGACGGCCCAUCGCUAUGCUCAGCACGCAGCGUUUGUCGCUCGUGGCACUCUAUGAGCAAUGAUGAUAAUCUUUGGCUGAAUUUGUGCCUUCAAGAGUUCCACGUGUCGCCGGAGCAUCUCACUUCGCAGCCUGAGAGUUAUCAAAAGCUUUAUCAAUUCGCUUGUCGCUCGCUUAAGACGCUACUUCGUGAUUAUCUGCACGAGCAAUGCCUCAUUAAUUUGCAAAAAUCAUUGCGGAUCCCACGAGCUGCCGCCAUGACGCUUAUCGAAUCACGGGCGACCAUGUGA
Molecule: messenger RNA, 483 nt
Organism: Plasmopara halstedii
Lineage: Eukaryota; Oomycota; Peronosporomycetes; Peronosporales; Peronosporaceae
Product: Cdc4 and related F-box and WD-40 proteins
Exons: 1
Coding region: 1-483 (160 amino acids)
Molecular function (GO): protein binding
Source: RefSeq, a predicted model, not a curated record